AUGCUGCGCUGGCUGCGGGGCUUCGUGCUGCCCACGGCGGCCUGCCAGGAUGACGAGGACUACUUCAACUACGAGAUCCUCUUCCAAGACCUUGACCGCAAUGGGGACGGAGUGGUGGACAUCACGGAGCUGCGGGAAGGGCUGAAGAACUGGAGCUCUACGUUUGGCCUGCACUCGGAGAAGGACAUUUUUAGAGCUGGAGAUACCAAUGAUGAUUCAGGAUUGGACUUUCAAGAAUUUAUGCAAUACCUUAAAGACCAUGAGAAAAAAAUGAGGCUGGCAUUUAAUAGUCUGGACAAAAAUAAUGAUGGAGUAAUAGACCUUUCGGAACUAAUUGCUGCUUUGGAAUUACUGGGUGUACAUGUUUCUGAAGCUCAGGCAAAAAAUAUUCUGCAAAGCAUUGAUAGUGAUGGAACAAUGACAAUAGACUGGGAUGAAUGGAAGUACUACUUUUUACUUCAUCCGGCAACAAAUAUCAAUGAAAUUGCUGGUUUCUGGAAGCGUUCUACUAUCAUUGACAUAGGGGAGAGCAUAGCUAUCCCAGAUGAAUUUACCGAGCAAGAAAAGCGUUCUGGAGACUGGUGGCGGCGAUUGGUGGCAGGAGGAAUAGCUGGCGCGGUUUCACGGACGUGCACGGCGCCUUUUGACCGCUUGAAACUCAUGAUGCAGGUUCAUAGUUCAGGGUCAAGAAAAAUGAGGUUAAUUGGUGGGUUUGAGCAGAUGGUAAAAGAAGGUGGAAUUCUUUCUCUUUGGCGAGGAAAUGGUGCAAAUGUUUUUAAAAUUGCACCAGAGACUGCUAUCAAGAUUGGGGCCUAUGAACAGUAUAAGAAGUGGCUUAGUUUUGAUGGCGCUAAAAUAGGAAUUAUUGAGAGAUUUAUAUCUGGUUCAUUGGCUGGUGUGACUGCUCAGACCUGUAUUUACCCCAUGGAGGUUAUAAAGACCAGACUGGCUAUAGGCAAAACUGGAGAGUAUUCAGGAAUUGUUGAUUGUGGCAAGAAGCUUCUGAAACGAGAAGGUGUUAGAACCUUUUUUAGAGGUUACGUCGCUAACGUGCUGGGCAUUAUACCUUACGCAGGCGUAGAUCUUACUGUCUAUGAGCUUUUGAAGAAUUACUGGCUGGAACACUAUGCAGGCAACUCUGUAGACCCUGGGAUAAUGAUUUUGCUGGGAUGUAGCACAUUGUCUCACACGAGCGGUCAGAUCGCCAGCUUCCCUCUGAACCUCAUCAGAACACGCAUGCAGGCUCAAGCACUGGAGGAAAAAGGAACAACUAUGAUCCAUCUCAUUCAAGAUGUAUAUAACAAAGAAGGAAAAAGGGGAUUUUUCAGGGGUUUCACCCCAAACGUCAUGAAAGUGCUUCCUGCAGUAAUCAUCGGCUGUGUGACUUAUGAAAAAGUGAAAGGGUAUUUUGGAUUAAUUUAG
Pteronotus mesoamericanus is the source of this 1422-nucleotide messenger RNA. RefSeq names its product calcium-binding mitochondrial carrier protein SCaMC-1-like. NCBI's taxonomy places the organism in Eukaryota, Metazoa, Chordata, Mammalia, Chiroptera, Mormoopidae. The transcript is spliced from 10 exons. Gene Ontology annotation, molecular function: calcium ion binding; ATP transmembrane transporter activity. The record is from RefSeq and is a predicted model, not a curated record. Gene Ontology annotation, biological process: ADP transport; transmembrane transport; ATP transport. Bases 1 to 1422 code for a protein of 473 amino acids. Gene Ontology annotation, cellular component: mitochondrial inner membrane.